Hydra vulgaris (swiftwater hydra) is the source of this 2330-nucleotide messenger RNA. Its product is annotated as succinate dehydrogenase [ubiquinone] flavoprotein subunit, mitochondrial. The record is from RefSeq and is a predicted model, not a curated record. Gene Ontology annotation, molecular function: flavin adenine dinucleotide binding; electron transfer activity; succinate dehydrogenase (quinone) activity. Gene Ontology annotation, biological process: mitochondrial electron transport, succinate to ubiquinone; tricarboxylic acid cycle. NCBI's taxonomy places the organism in Eukaryota, Metazoa, Cnidaria, Hydrozoa, Anthoathecata, Hydridae.
AUUCUAAUUCGCCGAACGCUAGACGAUAAAUAUACUUCAACUUCAAUUAGAAACAUAUUACAACGUAUAUAACACAUUGUAACCUAUUACAACAAGUUGCAUAAUUUAUUUUUGUCAAGCACUAUAACAUGAUAUCUUUACAAAGAUGCUACUUUAAAAAGUUUACUCAGCUUGCUCCUUCAUGUAUUCGUAGUUUUCACUUCACAAUUGAAGGCAGCAGAACAGGUGACAAAAUAACCAAGGGGGAAUUAAGUCGCCAAUAUCCAGUGGUUGAUCAUACAUAUGAUUGUGUAGUUGUUGGAGCUGGUGGAGCAGGUUUAAGAGCUGCUUUUGGACUUGCAAAUGCUGGCUUUAAAACAGCUUGUGUUACAAAACUUUUUCCAACUCGUUCACACACAGUUGCAGCACAGGGUGGUAUUAAUGCUGCACUAGGAAAUAUGGAAAAAGAUGAUUGGAGGUGGCAUAUGUAUGACACAGUGAAAGGCUCAGAUUGGUUGGGUGAUCAAGAUGCAAUUCACUACAUGACUAGAGAAGCACCUGCAGCUGUUUAUGAGCUUGAAAAUUAUGGAAUGCCUUUCAGCAGAACAGAAGAAGGAAGAAUUUAUCAACGUGCUUUUGGCGGCCAGAGUCUUAACUAUGGUAAAAAUGGCCAAGCGCAUAGAUGUUGUGCUGUUGCUGAUCGAACUGGUCAUUCACUACUUCAUACUCUUUAUGGACAGUCAUUGCGAUACGAUUGUAACUACUUUAUAGAAUACUUUGCAUUGGAUUUGUUGAUGGAUAAAGGAAAAUGUGUUGGGAUAAUUGCAUUAAAUCUUGAAGAUGGAUCUUUGCAUAGGAUUAAAGCAAAAAAUACCGUCCUUGCAACCGGUGGUUCUGGAAGAACGUAUUUCUCAUGUACUUCAGCCCAUACAUGCACAGGAGAUGGCACUGCUAUGGUUACAAGAGCUGGUCUUGCAAAUGAAGAUUUAGAGUUCAUUCAGUUUCAUCCUACUGGUAUUUAUGGAGCUGGUUGUCUCAUCACAGAAGGUUGUAGAGGAGAAGGAGGCUACUUGAUUAAUAGCGAGGGUGAACGCUUUAUGGAAAGAUAUGCUCCUACUGCAAAGGAUCUUGCCUCAAGAGAUGUUGUUUCUCGAUCGAUGACAAUUGAGAUGAGAGAAGGGCGUGGAUGUGGACCUGAAAAAGAUCAUGUAUAUUUACAAUUGUCUCAUCUUCCCCAAGAGAUACUUAAAUCUCGUCUUCCUGGAAUUUCUGAGACAGCCAUGAUAUUUGCUGGUGUUGAUGUAACUCGUGAUCCUAUACCUGUUCUUCCAACUUGCCAUUACAAUAUGGGUGGAAUACCAACCAACUUUAACGGACAGGUAAUACAACAUCAUAAUGGUAAAGAUGUUAUUGUGGAAGGUUUGUAUGCUGCAGGUGAAGCUGCUUGUGCUUCAGUUCAUGGUGCUAACCGUCUGGGAGCUAAUUCUUUGCUCGAUUUAGUCAUAUUUGGUCGUGCUUGUGCCUUAGAUAUUGCUGCCAAAAAUAAGCCUGGAGACAGCAUUCCUGAUUUACCCAGUGAUAUUGGUGAAGUAUCUGUGGCCAAUCUUGAUAAGGUUCGGUUUGCCAAUGGACACACACCAACUGCAAAUUUGAGAUUAAAGAUGCAAAAGAUUAUGCAAGGACAUGCAGCUGUAUUCAGGACUGGUGCUGUCUUGGCAGAAGGAGUGUCAAAGAUUUAUCAGGCUUAUGAUGAGUUGAAGGAUCUUAAGCUUUAUGACCGUGGUAUGAUAUGGAAUACAGAUCUUGUUGAAGCUCUGGAACUUCAAAAUUUAAUGUUAAACUCCUGUCAAGCAAUGGUGUCUGCAGAAGCCAGAAAAGAAAGUCGUGGAGCGCAUGCUAGAGAAGAUUACAAGAUGCGUAUAGAUGAAUUUGACUACAGCAAACCUUUAGAAGGUCAGAAAAAGAAACCUUUGAACGAGCAUUGGCGUAAACACACAUUGUCAUAUCAAAAUAUAGAGACGGGAAAGGUAUCUCUUGACUAUCGACCUGUUAUUGAUGCCACUUUAGAUGAAGUAGAGUGUGCAAUGGUACCCCCUGCCAUCAGAUCUUAUUAGAUUUAGAUAACACAUUAAAAUUUGAGUAAUAUAGUAAGAAUCUGCGGGGUUUUUUUAUAAAUCUUUUGAGGUUGAUAAUUAAAAAAAAAAAAAAAUUAUAUACCUCAUUUUUUUUUAUUUUUGUAAUUAUGUUAGUGACGUUGUCGUUUUAAUUCCGUUAGUGGCGUUAUCGUAGUAGCAGUUAUAUAUUUAUUUUAAAAUGUUUGUAUAAAAAAUAAAAUUAUAGAUUAAAGAAAA